Eucalyptus grandis is the source of this 2373-nucleotide messenger RNA. RefSeq names its product phosphatidate phosphatase PAH2. Lineage: Eukaryota; Viridiplantae; Streptophyta; Magnoliopsida; Myrtales; Myrtaceae. The record is from RefSeq and is a predicted model, not a curated record. The transcript is spliced from 11 exons. Bases 1 to 2373 code for a protein of 790 amino acids. Gene Ontology annotation, molecular function: phosphatidate phosphatase activity.
AUGAGAGCCGUGGGGAGUAUAGCCAGGUACAUAUCGAAAGGGGUGAACACUGUUUCCAGCCCCUUCGAUCCGUUUGGUGGAGCAGUGGACAUAAUCGUAGUUGAACAGCCUGAUGGUACUUUCAAAUCCUCUCCUUGGUACGUCCGCUUCGGGAAAUUCCAAGGGGUUUUGAAGACAAAAGAGAAGAUUGUUAAGAUAUGUGUCAAUGGGGUUGAGGUGGACUUCCACAUGUAUCUGAACCAUAAAGGGGAAGCCUACUUCCUCAAGGAAGUGGAUGAAGAAGGGGAAUUAUGUGAGAAAUUUCCUUCUGGUGGAGAGAGAGGAGGGCAUUCAUGGGAGAUGUCAGGAAGUCGCAGUUUCAAUUCUAAUGGGCCUAUUUUGAGUGAAGCUAGAAAUGAAAAUAUUAUGCUCAGAAGUAAUUCUCGCCGAUCACGAGCUUCUGGGCUUGUUUCGGGGUGCAGAUUGAUGAGGACUGAUGGUUCCAGGAAACGAGAGGUUGAUGUUGGUGUCAGAAGGAGAGGUUCAUUAGAGCAUGCGGAGAUUGCAGCUGAACUUCUGGAGUUGAAUUGGUCGACAAAUUUUGCCUCUUUCAAGUUCAGGAAAAUAUAUUCUCCUCCUGAUACCUUUGACAGUAAUAUUGUCAAUGUGGAUGAGAAGACAAGCUGCAAGAAGUCCCUUGUCCACAGUAACCCAGAAACCAGUUUAACGAAUGACCCAUCGCAUGAGGAAGCUACUUCCUGCAACGUGAGUGUGCAGUCAGUUGAAAACAUGGACUUCACUGUCCAAUGUACUGAUGGAAAACUUUCACAUUUGAAUGGUAUCACAAAAGGCAUAGCUACAUCCACUGGAGGCAGUCAUAUAUCCAAGGAGCAAACCUAUGGAGUUCAUUCCUUAACUGUUGAGACAUUGAAGAAGUUAUGUGCCUCUAAUGAGCAAUGCAAACAAAUAUUGCACCAUGAUAGCAGAGAAACCCAGGGUGUCCAUCCGGAAGCGGUAUUGAUAAAUAACAGCAGAAUUGCUGAGGAAUUUAAGGGGAUACGCCACAGAGAUACAGUCACAAUACUGGAAACUUUUGAACCAGUUGACACCAGCAUCACAUAUGGAUCUGUCAAGAAAACAGAAUCACCAAGCAGCUGUAGCAUCUCCGUUUUCAGCGGCAGAAUUAGCCAAGCAGGUCAAAACAGUUCUACUCAUGAAACAAGCAAGUUCCAACUCAGUUCAGAGACUAUGGACACUACCUAUGGGUCAUAUUGUGGUUUUCUUCUGACAAAAACCCCCUGUUUUCCAUCAGAAAAUAAUUCAACUGGUGAACUUCUUUUGAGCGGCCUUGAUGAGUCCAAAGUCAAUGAGGUCACUCCAGGGGAAGACAUAACAUCGGUUCCCAUUGACAAAGAAAGAAAUCUCUCAUUGAGCCCACAGUGCUGCUUGGAACCGGCAAGCACGUUAAUUUAUGUGAAGGAUGAGUUACUUGUGAUAUCAGACAACUUUGGUCGAGAAAAUCCAUCAACUGAUGCUGAAUAUGCAGACAAAAGGUCAAGGAUCACUUCAGUUCCCACAGGUAUAAAUAGAGAUCAUACUUUACCCAAGCCGAAGUAUAGGAAAAAGAUGUUCAGGGCAAAGACUCCAACAUCUGAACAGGUGGCAUCAUUGAAUUUGAGGGAAGGGAGUAACACGGUUACCUUCACCUUCUCAACAGCAAUGCUGGGGAAGCAGCAGGUUGAUUGCAAAAUCUAUUUAUGGAAAUGGAAUGAUCGUAUUAUUAUUUCUGAUGUGGAUGGCACUAUUACCAAGUCUGACGUUUUGGGGCAGUUCAUGCCUUUGGUUGGGGUAGAUUGGUCACAUACAGGUGUUGCACGUCUCUUUUUGGCUAUUAAGGAAAAUGGAUAUCAAUUGCUUUUCCUUAGUGCGCGUUCCAUUUCUCAGGCUUAUCUGACUAGGCAAUUUCUAUUCAACCUUAAACAGGAUGGAAAUGCCUUACCAGAUGGCCCUGUUGUUAUAUCUCCUGAUGGGAUUUUUCCUUCUUUAUUUCGAGAAGUUGUAAGGAGAUGUCCUCAUGAAUUUAAGAUAGCAUGCUUAGAGGACAUCAAGUCAUUGUUCCCCUCAGAUUGCAAUCCAUUCUAUGCUGGUUUUGGAAACAGAGACACUGAUGAAAUCAGUUACCUCAAGGUUGGAAUACCAAAAGGAAAAAUUUUCAUCAUCAACCCCAAGGGUGAGGUUGCCGUGAACCAUCAUAUUAACACAAAGUCAUAUACAUCUAUUCAUGCUCUUGUUCAUGGCAUGUUUCCACCGAUGACCUCACAGUCCUCACCUGAGCAGGAAGACUAUAACUCAUGGAACUUUUGGAAACUGCCUUCUCCUGCUAUUGACAUAUGA